This is a messenger RNA of Pantherophis guttatus, 6493 nucleotides long. It is a transcript of the gene ONECUT2, whose product is annotated as one cut homeobox 2. NCBI's taxonomy places the organism in Eukaryota, Metazoa, Chordata, Lepidosauria, Squamata, Colubridae. The record is from RefSeq and is a predicted model, not a curated record. Gene Ontology annotation, biological process: regulation of transcription by RNA polymerase II. Gene Ontology annotation, molecular function: DNA-binding transcription factor activity, RNA polymerase II-specific; RNA polymerase II cis-regulatory region sequence-specific DNA binding. Gene Ontology annotation, cellular component: nucleus.
CAGCACACCCCUGGAGCCCCGGCCGCCGCCGCCGCCGCCGCACCACCACCACCACCGCCGGCUCGCCCCAUGGACUGAAUGAAGGCUGUCUGCACCCCCUAUCGAUGCCUCACCAAAGAGCUGGAGAGCUGCGCCAUGAACCCAGAGCUGACAAUGGAGAGCCUGGGGCCCUUACACGGGCCGGCCGGCCCUGAGCAGGAGUUGAUGGGCAGCCCAAGCCCUCACCACCAUCCGCCUGGCAGGAGCGCCGGCCCGCUCCGGGUCCACCCGCCGCCUGCUCCACCAGGCCCGCCGCCUUCCCAUCAGGAGCUGGCCUCCGCCUCCUCGCGUUCGGCCAUGGUGAGCAGCAUGGCUUCCUUGCUGGACGGGGCAGGGGACUACCGGCCGGAGCUCUCCAUCCCGCUGCACCACGCCAUGAGCAUGCCCUGCGACUCCUCGCCGCCCGGCCUGGGCAUGGCCAGCACUUACACCACGCUGACGCCUCUCCAGCCCUUGCCGCCCAUCUCCACCGUCUCGGACAAGUUCCACCACCCGCACGCCCACCACCAUCACCAUCACCCGCACGCCCACCACCCGCACGCCCAUCAUCCCCACCAGCACCAGCGCCUCACCGGCAACGUCAGCGGCAGCUUCACCCUGAUGCGCGACGAGCGGGGGCUCCCGGCCAUGAACAACCUCUACGGGCCCUACAAAGAGAUGACCGGGAUGGGCCAGAGCCUCUCGCCGCUGGGCAACGGCCUGGGCUCCCUCCACAACCCCCAGCAGGGCCUCCACAACUACGGGCCGACCGUCCCCGAGAAGAUGCUGAGCCCCAACUUCGAGGCCCACCCGGCCAUGCUGACCCGAAGCGACCAACACCUCUCGCGGGGCCUUGCCACCCCUCCGGCCCCGAUGAUGGCUCACCUGAACGGGAUGCAUCACCCCGGCGGCCACCCGCAGCCCCACGGGCCCGUCUUGGCCUCCAGCCGGGAGAGGCCGCCUUCCUCCUCGGGCGGCCAGGUGAGCAACUCGGGCCAGCUGGAGGAGAUCAACACCAAAGAAGUGGCGCAGAGAAUCACCGCCGAGCUGAAGCGCUACAGCAUCCCCCAGGCCAUCUUCGCCCAGCGGGUGCUGUGCCGUUCUCAGGGGACCCUUUCAGACCUUCUAAGGAACCCUAAGCCUUGGAGUAAACUGAAAUCGGGCAGGGAGACCUUCCGAAGAAUGUGGAAAUGGCUGCAGGAACCCGAGUUCCAGAGGAUGUCAGCCUUAAGACUUGCGGCAUGCAAACGCAAAGAGCAAGAACCAAACAAAGAUAGGAACAACUCCCAGAAGAAAUCUCGUCUGGUUUUCACUGAUCUCCAACGCAGAACACUUUUUGCCAUUUUCAAAGAGAACAAACGUCCAUCGAAAGAAAUGCAGAUCACCAUCUCACAACAGCUGGGCUUGGAACUUACUACGGUCAGUAACUUCUUCAUGAAUGCUAGGAGGCGGAGUCUUGAGAAAUGGCAGGAUGAUCUGAGCACCGGGGGAUCCUCGGCAACCUCCAGCACUUGUACCAAAGCAUGAUCAAAGAACCGAAUCUGAAUUGGGCACAACUCAACUAAUAUCUAUUUAAAAGGAAUGGAUUCUUAACGGGGCCCUUCACUGGUGAUUUGAAAGCACAAUUCUCCUAAACCGUAAUACUACUUUGCAACACGGGGCAUUCAGUUUAAUUUAAUUCAGAUGAGAAUUAGGCUUUGGGGGUUCUCUCUGUCUGUCUGUCUGUCUUUCUUUCUUUCUCGUGCAGGUCAAAAAUAUAUUCAAGGCAGACUAAGCAUGUCAGAAACAGGAGGUGCUCUCUCAUGCCUUAGAUCAGGGGCGUCCAACCUUGGCAACUUUAAGAGCUGUAGACUUCAACUCCCAGAAUUCCCCAGCCAACAUGGCUGGCUGGGGAAUUCUUGGAGUUGAGGCCCGCAAGUCUUAAAGUUGCCAAGUUAGAACACCCCUGCCUUAGAUUAACUCACAGACGGUGUGAUAGAGCCAAGCAAAGUUCAUUAUCUUUGGGGCCACAGGGAGCAGCCAACAAAAUGGCACCUAAUUGAACAGAUUGCUCACUAUCGAAGGUUCAAACCCAGCUGACCCCAUCCAUUUUCUAAAGGCUUAGAUUCUCCACACUAGUAUACCAAAGCAAACAAACACGGAAAUAAGCAAAUACUGAGCACAAAUGUUAACUAGACCUAAAAACACUGGGUUGUACUUUAGAGACUCAGGCAAUGUUAUGCUGAAUAUUUUUCAGUAUCAUCCAAUUAAGCCUGUUUGGGCUUUUUUUCUAAAAAAACAAAAAAACAAAUUGUGUCUAAGGACAAGGAUCUAAGGUUUGGUUCCCAGGAGCCAAUUUAUCAAGCACAAAAGCAAUAGAUGUAAACAGCUGUGUGUUCUUUGCCUGUUCUUUUAGGACGUGCUCGGAGUCGGGAGGGGGUUGUUAGUGAACAUGUUGGUUUCAAGCACACUUUUGCAGGUUUUUCACAAUUUCUAUGUGUACAUAGUGCAGACUCACACUCAGGAAGCCCGUUUAGAUGCUACCACACAAAGAGCAAAUGCAACAAAGACCACCAAACCAUUAAUUUCACCACACCGUUAUUAUCCAAGUAGAUUAAGGAUACCUCUUUUUUUUUUUUUUUUUUUGACCACAUAAUUUUUAUAUUUUGAUUAGUUGGUGUUUCAGCAGAAAAAGAAACGAACGCCUUCAACUGUCUCUCACCAUUGGCGCACUUCCUUUAAAAAGUGUGGUCCAAGCCUGUUCCCAUGGACGAAAAACCAUCUUCAUUUAUCACUUCAUGUCAGAAAAAAAAAAAUGCAACACUACCAAAGAUGCAGGAUACUGCAAACCAAAGACCAUCAUAAUGUUUAUCUCAUUGCCAUUUUGUUGUCAUUGUCGAUUUUUUGUCAGAUCUUGCAUACAUUUAGCCAACAAUGUUGGUCAACCUACGGCUCUUUCAGCUCACCUUCCCAGGGAGCUGAAAGAGAGUUAGUUCCUCAAGUGAAGUAGCAAUGCUAACUUUUAAUCGCACUAGGGUACUGUGCUCACCUACUGAUGCAUAAACACUAUUGUCUUCAUCAGAAUUCCUCUGGUCACGCAAUGUGCACAUUUACCAGUGAAUAGCCCCUUUCCUUCGAACACCACUUGAGUGUUCACUAGCAAGCCAAAUGCUGUAAUGAUCCUUUAAAGACACUUGAGACUCUUUUAUGUACUACUUAAUCGAAACCAAAGAAACUUUUUCUGCACCUAUUUCUUCUGCAACAAACUGUUCCAUUUAAGGGGGAAAAAAAAAUAAAAGAAAAGAAAGAAAUGAAUAAUAGUUUAAAAAAAAAAAAAACCAAACCAAACAAGGAAACACGUCAGGAAAAAAAUAAAUAAAUAAACCAAUGAUAACACACUGUGUUUUGACAGACAUCUUGGGACAUUUUUAGGAAGCAGAGUUCAAAGAAAGGGUUGACAAGAAAGGAAACGAAUGGAAAAGCCAACAGGAUUGCUGCUUCAUUUGACAACUCAGUAAUCUUAAAGUUGAAGAUUGUCUUUAAUUUGUGCCUAUGCAGUUUUUUCAAAAGAACAAGGAACAGAGCAACCGAAACCUCAACAGCUACAAUACCAAAGAAUGAGGAUUUCUCACAACUUUUAGUUCAGUUCAUUCUCUCUCCCCUUGCACAGCGAAUAAUGCUUUUAGCACCAUUGAUCUGUGUGAAGGUAAAUGGUUUCUGUUUCUUUUGAGCAACAACAAACCAACACACACAAAAGGGAUGACUUUUAAAGUUCUUUUCUUAUUUUAUUUUUUUCCUAGUUUCUGCUCCCACGUGGAAUCUUCUCAGGAUUCCAUGAGCUCCAAGUAUUAAGAUGUUGGGAUACUAAACUAAACCUGGUGUAGGGAGGGAAAACCUCAUCAGCCAAAUGCUAAUUUUGAAUCAAGAGGGCUAUGUGAUUUUUAUGCUUUUGAAAAUGUUUGUCUAAAGGUUGGGGGAUUGGAGGAAAAAGUAUUAUCAAUGUCAAAGAAAUUAUAUUUGUAUUUGUCGAUACAGGAAUAUGUUUGGAAAGGAGCCUCACCUCAUACAAUCUGGCCAGUGAACAAUUAUAGGUAGCCCUCGACUUACGGCCACAAUUGAGUUCAAAAUUUCCAUGGCUAACCAAGACAGUCAUUAAGCACGUUGUGCCCCAUUUUAUGGUCUUUUUUUUUUGCCACCAUUGUUAAAUGAAUCACUGCACUUGUUAAGUUAAUCACGUGUUCGAUAAGAGAUGCCAACUUUCCCCAUUGAUUUUGCUUGUCGGAAGCCAACUGGGGAACGUCACCCAUGGUGAUCACAUGACCCUGGGACGGCGCAACUGUCAUAAGUACAUGCCAGUGGCCAAGUGCCCAGAUUCUGAUCACAUGACAAUGGGGAUGCUGCAAAAGUUGUAAGGUGACGAUCAUAAGUCACUUUUUUUUCAGUGCUGCUAUAAUUUUAAACGAUCGCUAAAUGAAUGGUUGUUGAUUGAAGGCUACCUGUAGUUGUUCAGACAGUUUGACUUAGUAAUUCAAUGUGAUCCAUGUACUAUCGAGACAUGAGGACAAUCUAAGGCCUUUCUGCUAGAUAAGUGCUUCCCACCUAGAAAAUCAUGCUUCCCUUCUUAAGCUUACUUCAAUUUAUACCCUAUUUCCCCAUUCUACCAUAUUCUCGUCUUGCCUAGCAUACCUGUAUCAUAAGAGCUCAGCACUGUUCCAUUUAGUUCCCAUCUCACUGACCUCCAGAACUCAACCUAUAAGUGUCAAGGAUGUUCACCUUUGCUGUUACUAAUGAGCCUGUAAACCUUGUUCUGAAAAUCCAGAAUCCCGGCUGCUAUUUCUAACUCAUAUUAUGGAUCUGAUUUUUUUUUCCCCAUCAUCCAGAACACACGCACACACUUGCAAGUUUCUGUUAUUAUAGCCCAUCUCCAUAAAAACAGUUUUAACCUUUCCUAUGGAGUUGAUUUUCAGAUCUGAUCCAGUGGUGGGUUGCUAUCGGUUCGCCCCGGAUCAGGCGAACUGGUAGCGGUGGCGGCGGGAGGCUCCGCCCAAGCACCCGGACGUCUCUGCACAUGUGCAGAAGCAUCAUGCGUGUGCCCACAAACGAACCAGUAGCGGCCGAAAUUGAAACCCACUACUGAACUGAUCUACCUAAUGGGGUUGACACAAAUCUUGCAAGUUUGAUGGUGCUACACCGCCUUCUUUUUCUUUUAAUUCACCAGUGAAUCAAGGAGGCUUCUGCCUGAGCGAUUUCUGAAUGUUAUCUCAUUGUUCUGGACUUUUAAAAAAAUAUAUAUUUUGUCUGCUUUUGCCUAACAGUUCCUGCCUAUUUCAGUCAAAGUCUUUCUUGCUUACUCUCUACAAAUUUAGAGCCUUCAUACCCAUAGAACAAACUGGACACAAGUGGCUUAAGAACAAAAAGGUAGACUUUGCAUCACAUACGUGAUGUUUUGGAGCAAUAAAUUAAGAAAAAUCAGAACUUCAACAACCUGCCCCUAAGAAAGAGUUUUUUUCAGUGGAAAUCUAGCCAUUUUGCUGAUAUUUAUCUGCAUAUAAGUACAACAAAUAUAUAUAUAUAUAAAUGAAUACAAUCAUCAUUAGAAUUACAGCCUCAAAUUAAUUAAAUCUGGGUACUGACUACAGAGUGAGACCUGUGAGCCAUCAUUCAUGUGUGCAGUGCUGUUGAUUUGUUUUGAAUAAAUCUGCUUGGACCUGUGAGGGGAAGAGAAAGUCAUUUCAAAUCUAAUCUUUUCAUGGAAAAAGGUAGAAAAGCUAUCCACAUUCUUCACUUAUCUACUGAUUUUUAGGUAGCUAUAAUAAACAGAAUUCCUGCUGCAAAAAAAAUAUUAUUUGAGAAGCCAACAUAUUACAGAGAGCAAGGAUGGGUAUAUUUGGUUUCAUCUAAGUGCUCACAUGUGUUAGCAUUGAAAAGAUCUAAUAAAAAAAUCUUACGAUUAAGCAGGAAAUGAAGCUUUUGCUCAGCUAACCACUGAUUUUGUUCUCAUUAAUUCACUCCUUAUCCAAUCUUUAGAGGAGCAGUUGGGACAAACCCCAUUCCAAAAUUGACCAGAUCAAUUAAUCCUUUGAGUUCAUCCAUGUUUUUAAGCACCUUUUUCAAAGGACGAUAUAGAAUAGAGUCCUUGUUGUACAUAAUAAGUUUUAUAUUUUUUCAGUGUUGUUUUAAUGUUAUUCAAAACAGUAGAGAGUAAGCCAGUCUGACUGAGAUUUCUUAAAGUGUUUGUGGCAGGCACAGGGCAUUCAUAAUUUAUCCAAAUUCAGAACCUAUUUGUGAAAACAAAUAGGAUUUUAAGACUACUACAGCUUUGGUUUCCUUCAUUACUUCAGCAUUAUGUUAAAGCUAGGAUUAAUGGUAUGGAAGAUGGUAUGUAUGUAGGGAAGUACAUUUUUAUGUAAAUGCAUUUAUAUUUAUUGUGCAUGAAGACAGAUAGCUAGAUGAUAGAUAGAUAGAUAGAUAGAUAGAUAGAUAGAUAGAUAGAUAG